Messenger RNA from Acanthosepion pharaonis, 672 nucleotides. Lineage: Eukaryota; Metazoa; Mollusca; Cephalopoda; Sepiida; Sepiidae. The record is from the annotation of a GenBank genome assembly.
AUGAAGCUGCAAACUUGCAUAUUUCAAUUUUUUUUAACUUCCCUAAAUCACUAUAUCUGUCUUACACUCCUACACCCCCUCUCUCACUUUCUCUUUCUCUUUCUCUCUAUCAGCCUCUCCUUCAGUCUCUUUGUUUUUCUUUUGCUUUCUUUCUUUCUUUCAGCCUCUUCUUCCUCUCUCAUUCUUUGUUGUAUCUCUCUGCUAGUCUCUCUUAUUUUCCUUUGUUUUUCUUUCUGUCUGACAGUCUCUCUUGCUUUCUCUUUCUGUCUAUCUCUCUCUCUCUCUCUCUCUCUCUCUCUCUCUCUCUCUCUCUCUCUCUCUCUCCCAGUCUUUCCUUUCUUUUCUCGUUCUCUGUGUCAGUCUUUCGCUCUUUCUCUCUGUUUCUCGCUUAAUCUCAGUCCGUCUCUCAGUCUUUCUCUAUCAAUCUCUCGAUAUGAGUUUUUUCUCGUUUUCUCCCGUUCUUUCUUUCACUUUAUCUAUCUCUCUCAUCAAGAUUUUCUCUCUUUUUCUUUCUCAGUCGUUCUCUCUCUCUCUCUCUCUCUUUUCUGGCUUUAUCUGUGUCAGUCUGUCUUUCUCUUUAUCAAUCUAUUUCACUUUCACUCUCCCAGUCCUUCUCUACCGUUUCCUUCCUUUCUUUUAUCUUUUCUCUUUCUCUCACUGAAAGUCUGCUGA